Ilyonectria robusta is the source of this 1712-nucleotide messenger RNA. Its product is annotated as amidase signature domain-containing protein. The coding region runs from base 63 to 1616 and encodes 517 amino acids. Gene Ontology annotation, molecular function: glutaminyl-tRNA synthase (glutamine-hydrolyzing) activity. NCBI's taxonomy places the organism in Eukaryota, Fungi, Ascomycota, Sordariomycetes, Hypocreales, Nectriaceae. The record is from RefSeq and is a predicted model, not a curated record. Gene Ontology annotation, biological process: glutaminyl-tRNAGln biosynthesis via transamidation; mitochondrial translation. Gene Ontology annotation, cellular component: glutamyl-tRNA(Gln) amidotransferase complex; mitochondrion. The transcript has 2 exons.
AGCUUCACCACCACUUGCACCAGAACCAAAGCUUGGAGCUUGUUUAUGGUGGGCAAUUCGCGAUGAGCGCGGCUCUGGUACGCCGCUUGGCUUCGAAGUCUUCUGCUCGCGGCAUCGCCGGUCGAGCUUCCUCUCAAGUUGCGCCUCGAGCGCAAUUGGCGAGGACAUCAUGUCGCUCACUUAGUAGCCACAACCACUUCGUCGACAGCAACCAAACCGCCGCUAAUUCACCCUCAUCUUCACCGCCCCCGACCCUACGUAAAGAUGCGCAGCCGUUCACCCUCGCCGUCAAAGACAACAUCGCGACCGUCUCCCUCCCGACGCAAUGCGCCUCCCACAUCCUCUCCUCCCACCCCUCCCCAUUCGAGGCCACUAUCGUGCGGCAGCUGCGCGCCCGCGGCGCAACAGUUGUUGGAAAGACCAACAUGGACGAGUUCGGCAUGGGCUCACACUCGAUUAACUCGGUCCAUGGCGCCGUGAAGAACCCGCUGGCUGAGGACGGGGACGUUUCCGCUGGUGGGAGCUCUGGUGGUAGCGCCGUGGCUGUGAAGCUGGGAGAUGCCGAUAUUGCGCUUGGGACGGACACAGGUGGCUCCAUCAGACUACCGGCGGCGUAUACGGGGACUGUGGGAUAUAAGCCUAGCUAUGGCAUGAUCUCCCGGUUUGGCGUGGUUCCGUAUGCCAACUCUUUGGAUACCGUUGGAGUGCUAGCCAAGGAUGUUAAGCUAAUCUACGACCUCAUAUUCGGCACUGGUCUCUACAAAGAACACGACCCCAAGGACCCGACGUCGCUACAAGAAGCUUCCCGGCAACGUUGCUCUGACUCAUCACCAUCCAGACUGCCAAACCUGUCCCAGAUCAACAUUGGCAUCCCCAUCGAAUACAACAUCUCCGAGCUCGAGCCCUCCAUUCGCGACGCAUGGGUCGCUGCGGCCUCAAAAUUCGAAUCCCUGGGCGCCCAGCUCAUCCCCAUCUCGCUUCCAUCCACCAAGGAAGCUCUCUGCGCAUACUACGUCCUAGCCCCUGCGGAGGCAUCUUCCAACCUCGCCAAGUACGACGGCGUUCGUUACGGCGUCCGCGGCGAAGGAAGCGAUGCUGUUGGUGAAACGCUCUACUCCGAGGCUCGUGGCGCUGGCUUUGGCGAAGAGGUGAAGCGCAGGAUCUUGCUGGGAACGUACAGUCUCAGCUCCGAGGCCAUGGACAACUACUUCAUACAGGCGCAAAAGGUCCGAAGGAUGGUGCAAAAGGACUUUGAUCGUGUUUUCAAGCUUGAUAACCCCCUGUAUGAACCUGAGCAGUUUGACCUCAGCGACAUGGCUGAGGCUACAGGCAUGGAGGACAAGCGCGGUCCGAUGCAGGUUGACUUCAUCCUUUCUCCUACAGCGCCUACGUUCCCUCCUCGGUUAGAAGAAGUUCAGCGGCAGAGCAGCGUGGAUGUGUACAUGAACGAUGUCUUUACCGUCCCAGCGAGUCUCGCGGGAUUGCCAGCUGUUAGCAUCCCAGCUAAGGUAGAGGGGAGUAAGUUCCCAGCCGGAUUGCAGCUGAUUGGACAGUACUGGGAUGAUCAGAGGGUGCUGCUCAUGGCAGAGAAACUAAAAGAAGUAGUGGCUGCAUGAGGUCAGGAUGAACGUAAAAUUUACUAGCCAUUGAUGGCAUAGUCUUGUAUAGUAUCUGAUCUGAGGAGCUAGCUGGCAUAUAGAGAUGUUAUGACA